AUGGGGAGCGUUUCGUCUGAGGAAUGUUUCGAUCAAAUAAGUGAGCGGUUCGAGAGUUACAGCUUGAGCGCCGACGUGAGCGAAUCCGAGAGCUCGUGUGGGUUUUCCUGUCGUCGUUUUGACCGAGGUGGUUCGAGUUUUUUGACCUCUUCGCCGCCCGUUGGUUCAGAGUUCGUUGACGUUUCUAGUUUAUCGACGCAAGUUCCCGUGAUGUUACCGGUUGUCGGUGGUAGACACGAGGACAUUCCGUCGAAGAAGGUGGAGGAACCAGAGGCCGUCAUGGCGGUUUAUAUUUAUAAUGGUGAAGAUCGAAGACUUAUGGACGAAUAUUUUGCUGCAUUUUUAACGUACUUAGUGACGACUUCAACCUUAAAUAUUUUUUCCACGGAGUCUGGGUUGAUAUCCCUAUUCGUCUUGCUUAGGAUUAGUUGUGUUUUAAUUUCUAUCGAUCUGUUUGCAGAAGUAGAUAUGAUGAAGGAAAGGUUCGCUAAACUUUUGCUUGGAGAAGAUAUGUCAGGUGGAGGAAAUGGAGUCUGUACUGCUCUUGCCAUAUCCAAUGCCAUUACAAAUCUUUCUGCUUCUGUGUUUGGGGAACUAUGGAAGUUACAGCCAUUAUCACCACAAAGGAAGCUGAUGUGGCGUAGAGAGAUGGAUUGGCUUUUGUGUGUAAGUGAUUCCAUAGUGGAGCUUAAACCAUCUUUGCAAGAGUUUCCAGGUGGGGGAACCUUUGAGGUUAUGGUGGCCCGGCCACGCUCGGAUCUCCAUGUUAGCCUCCCAGCACUCAAGAAACUUGAUGCAAUGCUGAUAAGCAUUCUUGAUGGCUUUCAUAAUUCUGAAUUUUAUUAUGCGGAUCGUGGAGUAGUUAUCAACGAUACUGACGGAAUUGAGGCAUUUCCUUCAUCUUCGCCAUCUGGUAGUUCAUCUGUUAGACUGGAAGAGAAGUGGUGGCUCCCAUUUCCCAAGGUUCCCCCCUCUGGUUUAUCCGAAGAUUCAAGGAAGAGAUUGCAGCAGUGUAGGGAAUGCACAAACCAGAUCCUCAAGGCUGUUAAGGCAAUAAACAACAAUGUGUUGGCUGAGAUGGAAAUCCCAGAUGCUUACCUCAAAAGCUUGCCCAAGUGUGGAAAGGAUUGUUUGGGUGAGGUCAUGUACCGUUACUUAACCGCUGACCAAUUCUCGCCCGAGUGUCUUCUUGAUUACUUAGACCUAUCAUCGGAAUACACUGCUCUGGAAAUGGCCAACAGGGUUGAAGCUUCUGUGCGUAUUUGGAAACACAAAUACUUGAAAAGGCACUCACUGCUUGCAAAAGUGGGAAAGACAGCAUGGGGUGGCAAAGUUAAGGGUUUUGUCGGUGAGAUAGAAAAGACGAAGAUUUUAGCUGAGCGAGCCGAGACACUCCUACAGAACUUACGGCUACGGUUUCCAGGCCUUCGUCAGACUUCUUUAGACAUGAGUAAGAUUCAGCAUAACAAGGAUGUAGGACAAUCAAUCCUUGAGAGCUACUCGAGAGUGAUGGAAAGCCUAGCAUUCAACAUAACGGCAAGGAUUGAUGAUCUUCUAUAUGUGGACGAUGCCACAAGGAAACGAGCGAUUGAGACAGCAGAGUCAGUGUCUGUUUAUGAGGCGGGGCGGUUUGAUGUUGGUCUUCCUAAACAAAGUCGGAUAUCAACCGAUCCUCUCUCGUUCCAACGUCCUCCAUGUGGGAUGACAGCAUCCUACGAUUCAGAUGAAAUAAGUGAAAGCUCUGAUAGGAGAGUUUAUCAACAAUAAACAAUGGCAAUCUUAGAGAGCCAUUGGAUGGCUCACGGGUAAGGUUAGCUUUUUGAGUAAUGAAUGCAAUAACGUCAUGCACCACAAACCUGGCAAA
This is a messenger RNA of Hibiscus syriacus, 1864 nucleotides long. RefSeq names its product rop guanine nucleotide exchange factor 1-like. NCBI's taxonomy places the organism in Eukaryota, Viridiplantae, Streptophyta, Magnoliopsida, Malvales, Malvaceae. Gene Ontology annotation, molecular function: guanyl-nucleotide exchange factor activity. Bases 1 to 1767 code for a protein of 588 amino acids. The transcript is spliced from 6 exons. The record is from RefSeq and is a predicted model, not a curated record.